Molecule: messenger RNA, 917 nt
Organism: Etheostoma cragini (Arkansas darter)
Lineage: Eukaryota; Metazoa; Chordata; Actinopteri; Perciformes; Percidae
Gene: pbdc1
Product: polysaccharide biosynthesis domain containing 1
Exons: 6
Coding region: 1-846 (281 amino acids)
Cellular component (GO): cytoplasm
Source: RefSeq, a predicted model, not a curated record
AUGAAACAACAACAGUCUCAUUCUAGUCACCCAGACAGAUUCACUGACAGGUAUCAGGUCCUGAGUAGAGAGAGUCUGACUGGACGUUGUUACUGGGAGGUGGAGAUGAGAGGAGGAGGAGUUGAUGUAGCAGUCGCAUACAAGAACAUCAGGAGAGCGGGGGGGUCGGUUGAAUGUAGAUUUGGUUUCAAUGACAAAUCUUGGGCGUUACGUUGUGUCAACAGCAGUUAUACAUUUUACUACAACAAAGUCCAAACUCCCGUCUCAGGUCCUGAGUCCUCCAAAGUAGGAGUCUACCUGGAUCACAGUGCAGUGAAUAUUACACCAAAACUAACUGUGUGUGUGUUGUGUUGUGUUUUCUUUUUUGAUUCCCAGGGCGUGGAGGGAGCCUCUGCAGCUGCACAUGCUCUGUCUCUUCCAGCAGACGCGUACGGGAAUGAUCCCCGGCUGGAAGUCAUGUGGGCGAUGAAGGCAUACAACCACGCAGAAGUCUACUUCAAUCUCAUUUCCUCCGUGGAUCCGAAGUUCCUGAAGCUGACGAAACUGGACGAGAAAAUCUACUCCGAGUUCAGAGAAACCUUCAAAGAGCUCGACGUAAAGCUGCUGAAGGCAGACGACCUCAAGUCUGACGAGGCCAAAGAGACGUGGCGUCCGUUCUGUAACCAGUUUGAAGGGCUCAUUGAAGAUUUCAACUACGGCACUCUACUCCGUCUGGACUGUGAGAAGGAUUACACGGAGGAGAAUACGAUUUUCGCCACCAGGGUGCAGUUCUUCGCUAUUGAAAUCGCCCGCAACAGAGAAGGCUACAACAACGCUGUGUUCAUGUCCAAAUCUUCAAAGAGCUAGUCCCCAAAUAAAGCUAUCCAAACAUGCAUCAAGCAGCAGCAGGACCCCCCCCGGAAACAUGAAGAUGAACU